This is a messenger RNA of Prunus dulcis (almond), 2122 nucleotides long. Its product is annotated as protein FAF-like, chloroplastic. Lineage: Eukaryota; Viridiplantae; Streptophyta; Magnoliopsida; Rosales; Rosaceae. Bases 275 to 1918 code for a protein of 547 amino acids. The transcript is spliced from 2 exons. The record is from RefSeq and is a predicted model, not a curated record.
UCCUCAAACAUCACCUUCAUAAUCCUCUCUCUCUCUCUCUUUCUCUCUCUCUGCUAUUAUUAUUCUCUGCUAAGUCACAGCCCAUCAGUGGUCUCUCUGUUUGCAGAAGAGACCUCUGUUGGAUGCUUUCUUCUGUUGUUUUAGUUGCCUUCUGAAUCUCUCAUCAGCUAAUUAAAGCUCUCAUUCUUCCCUUAUAGCUACUUGUUAGCUGAUUUCGGGAGAUAUAUCUGCUUCUCUCAGCAAGAGCCUAACUCGGUCACCAUCUUCUCAUUUCAUGAAGAAGAAUAUUAUGGAGCAGGAAGCCAGUAAGGUCAUCGUUGAGAAGCAGGGCAUCGUCACGAUUCUUGGCCCGUCUGACUCCGAAAGAACCAAAACAGCUUCCCUGCGACGAACACUGUCCGCGGACAUGUCCUCCAAGAGAUGGCUGGCUCAACAUGGUUUCUUCCCCAUGAAAAAGAUUGCAUCCUCUGAAGAACUCUCCGCCUCCAUCGAUACGCAGGACAACACUUCUUCAUCGUCAGAAGACGACGAUCGUUACCAAGAAAGGAAGGGGAAGUUCCUUAUUUGGAGCUCACUUGAUGAAGAAGAUCAAAAGAAGAAGAUGAGCAAAGCCGAGGCUGAGAAGAAGCAGCAGGGACAACUCGAUCUGUGGAGCUCAAUUAUAUGUCAAAAGGCCAAUGAAGAGGCCAACAAGGCGGUUGAUACAGCAGCACCUUAUGUUCAUCCUCUUGUGAAGAAACAAUCAAGCUCCUUGACUGUAAAGAGCCUUGAAGUGUGCACUGAGAGUCUCGGAUCGGAGACUGGCUCUGAAGGGUUUUCAUCGUACCCUCCUUCGGAGACUGGUGACAUAGAAGUACUGGACAAAGAACAGGAAGAAGAUCGAGCUGAGGUUCCACGACAACAAGAAGAAGAAAAAGAAAAAGUACCGGUGGCACAAGCAUUUGACGGGGAAGAAUUUCGAGUUGUCAAGUACAACUCUGCUGCCAGUAAGAAGUUGCCUCCAACUCGAUCAUUCCCUCCGCCCCUUCCGUCUUUUUCAGGAUGUGACGGGACAUCUGUUCGCAUGAGGACUUAUCGCAACAACGGACGAGUAGUCCUUGAAGCUGUGUCCAUGCCUUCACCGAAUAACUUCCGUGCUCAACGCCAAGAUGGUCGCCUUGUCCUCACUUUUCUUGCUACUACUCCAAGCUCUUGUGAGGAGACUGAGAGUGAAGAGGUUGUUGAUAAAGAAGAGCAAAGUAGAGAGGAAGACUUUGAGGAGAAUUUUGUGAACUUUCAGGAAGGAGGGGAGAUAAAAGAAAGUGAAAAAAGUGAUGAUGAUGAUGAUGAUGGUGAUGAUGAUGAGGAGGAGGAGAAAGCAACAAAAGAAAAUGGAAUCAAAGAAAUAGAAAUUGUGAUGGAGGAAGCACCAAAAGUGCUAACAAGUAGGGUGACAAAUGUUCAUAGGCUAGCACUAAUGAUGAAUAAGCCCAUUGGGUUUGCUAAUAAGACCCAUGGGUGGGCUAACAAGUUCAAUGAAGUAGUGAAGUAUGGAGGGGAUGAUGAGGAGGUGGAAGUAGUGAAGCCAACCCCACUAGCAAAGUCACUUCCACCCCGGCCCGGCCGCGUGGCACGGUUGAUACCAAAGCCACCCGCGGCAGCAAAAACAGCGGCAGCAGCAGGCUCUUUCAACGCUUACGAGUACUAUUGGCGCACCAAGUCCACAGCAACAGUGGCUCUUAAUCCUCUUCCAAAAGCAACGUCCCAAUCCCUCAAGAGCAAUGGCUUUAUGUCCAAGAAUCAAGUGGCAAAUGAUCAGCAACAAUUGCUCGUUUUGAGAGGGAACAAAGGGGAUCACUUGGCUCCUUUUUCAAAGGGUUGCAAAGAACCUAGAAGGUCUCUUCUUUUUUGGGAGCCUUAUUGCAUUGCCACCUCUUGAUGAUCCAAAUCCUCGUAACCCACUGUUAAUCCAAAUCCUUGAUUACUUACUACCCACUAUUAAUUUACUCGAACUAUCCCUCUGUGUCUUGUUCCCUCCACUCUUGUAGGGUUUGUGUAGUCAAAUAAAGAAAAAGAAGAGAGAGGGAAAAUUUGAUUUAGAGGAUCAAACUAUGAUCACAGAGAAAGAGAGCAGAUUUCAACA